This is a messenger RNA of Nasonia vitripennis (jewel wasp), 7790 nucleotides long. Its product is annotated as phospholipid-transporting ATPase ABCA1. The transcript has 22 exons. Lineage: Eukaryota; Metazoa; Arthropoda; Insecta; Hymenoptera; Pteromalidae. Gene Ontology annotation, cellular component: intracellular membrane-bounded organelle; membrane. Gene Ontology annotation, molecular function: lipid carrier activity; ABC-type transporter activity; ATP binding. The record is from RefSeq and is a predicted model, not a curated record. Gene Ontology annotation, biological process: lipid transport; transmembrane transport. The coding region runs from base 600 to 5786 and encodes 1728 amino acids.
UUUAUAUACCCGCGCGCGCUCUGGCCGCAGUCGUCGUCGCGGCAUCGCACGUGAAUAAGUAUACACUCGCUCGGUGCAGCUCUCUCUCUCUCGUGGUAGUGCACUCGCUCCGAGAAUGUCGUCGGCGACGGAGCCGCCGCGUGCAGCUGUCCGCUUGCCCAUUAUGGCCCGUAACAGUUCGGUCCCGCGCGCGAGGUACUUCUACUUCAUUGUCUGAGCAACGAGUCUCGCGGAAUCUCUCUCAGCUUUCGUGUUGUGUUUUUCUCUCUCUCUCAGCUUUGUUGUUUUUUUUUUCGCGUCGAGGUAUCAGCGCGACACGUCGCUUAUAUGCUAAUGUCGCGAGCGGCUCUAUAGCUCUGCGUGUCUUGUGUACAUGCUCUUUUUAUUCAUAAUUCAGAGGCUGUGUGCGACUAAAUAAGGUUCGAGUGUGUGUGUGUAUAUAGUCAUACAAUGUCGCUGUCCGCCCUCGGACUUUGUGUCCCGGGCUCGUUCUUAUUUUCUUCGUUGUGGGGCGAUGAUUAAUACACGUCAGAAGUUGAACGCGCCCUGUGUCGUAUUAUUGAUCAUUUUAAUGAACCUCUAAGUUUCAAUGGCAACGCAUGAGGACAACUUUUGCAAGACAUAGUGCAAAGAGGUGCUGGCAACGUGAACAAGACUCUAGUGGAUUUGCCAGUGUUUGGUCGCUGCGAGACAAUUCAGGCAUCAUGAUGGAAAAGCUGAGGAUGUUUCGGCUGCUUCUGUACAAGAAUUAUCUUGUCAGGAAGAGGCACUGGAAGAUGGGAUUGUUGGUAGAGAUCCUGAUUCCACUGUUGUUGUUUGUGUUGAUACAGGCUUGCAGAGACUUUUCUGCAGCAGAGCCUCAAGUUCACGAGAACAACACUUACUAUGAGAUUCAGACAAAGGAAAAUCUGAUUAGCAAGAUCACUUAUCGAACUACUAUAUACUUUGCACCUGAAAACAAAUUUACCAGGAUACUCAUGGAGAAGACACGUGGAUGUCUUAAGUUUCCUGCUGGGACAAUAACUGGGUUCAAUUCGGAAGAGGAGCUGCUGAAAAUGUAUGCUUUGUAUCAAACACAGGAUCCAAUCAAUGACAUUAUAGCUGUAGUAUUUGAUGAGAAAUACGCAAAUAUUUCUUCAAAACAUUUGUCAUAUACAUUGCGUACUGCUUAUGUUCUCUCAAACAUACUGUACAAAAUUGAUACUGAAGGGCCUUCAAUAACCUUGGAUCAAGCCUUGAUCGAAGUCAUACCAUUCGUACAACUGCAAUUAUGUUUGGAUGAAUCAUUCAUAAAGAUGAAAGCCCGAAAGCCAUCAUUUGAAUCAGAGGUUUCCAUUCAACAAAUGCCUUAUCCCCCAUAUGUGCAAUUAAACGAAAAUGACAUGAUUACAAGGAUACUAUUCUGUGGUUUUGCAGUUAUUGCCUUUUUAAUUCCAUUAUGCGUAGAAGCAACCUAUGCAGCUGAUGAAAAAUUCAUAGGAAUUAAUGUUCUUAUGGCAAUGAACGGAGUUCCAACUUAUCUAAAUCUCUUAAGUUGGCUAGUCAGUGGAUUAAUUUUUAGCGUCUCAUACGUAUCUGCGCUGAUUUUUUUGUUCAAUAUUGCUUUCACGGACAAUGUGCACCCUUAUCUCUAUUAUGGAAAUAGCUUUAUUUUUUGGAUAGUGCUCAUCUUGCAUGUUGGGCAUUUAAUAACUUUUGGCAUGCAUAUUUCUGCAUAUUUUUCAAAAUCUCUCUUUAUGAUAUCUGGAAUUUUGGCUCUGUAUGGAGGUUCAAGUAUGAUUCAAAAGUACAGUAUUAAAGGAGAUUAUUAUGCAGUUGUACCUUACUUAGGAAUAUUGUUCCCCAAUAUAUUGUUAUUCCGAGCAUUUCAAGAAGUAAACAAUUAUGAAACCAUGUUAAAAGGAAUCAAGUGGAGCAAUUUAUUUUUGGUCGGAGAUCCAGUGUACAAGACCGCAGGAAGUCUGGGAAUGAUAAUGAUCUUUUCCAUUAUCGGAACCAUUUUUCAUUUCCUCAUGACUGUUUAUAUUUACGCUGUGCAUCCAGGAAAGUAUGGCGUGAAGAAGCACCCGUUAUACUUUUUAAAAAGUGGAAAGACUAGAAAUAAGGUAAAUUCAGAUGAUGAAAUGGAUGAUUACGAAUUUGAUGACGUAGAUGGAAAGCCGUUUGAAACAAUACCAAGGGCUGCGUUUACUCCUGGAAUACAAAUUCGUGGCUUAAAGAAAGAAUUUAGAACUCAUUUGUUUGGUAAAUCAAAGGUUCAAGCUCUAAGAGGGAUCUCAGUUGACUUUUACAAAGGACAAAUUACUGCUUUGCUCGGACACAAUGGAGCUGGUAAAACCACGCUCAUGUCCAUCUUAACUGGUAUGAUAAGUCCUUCUGAUGGAGCGGUAUAUAUAAAUGGGAAAAAUGUCAAAGAAGAAUCGAACGUUUUGAUGAAUGACAUAGGUCUGUGCCCCCAAGAAGAUAUGUUGUUUCCAACUCUUUCAGUGGCUGAACAAAUUGAGUUCUUUGGCAUGUUGAAAGGAAAAAAUAAGUCGAAAGCAGCGAUUAAACACGAUGUAAACGCCUUACUUAAAAAGCUCAAGUUAUUUGAUAAACGGAAUGCGAUGCCUCAUCAAUUGUCAGGUGGUCAAAAACGACGAGUGUGUCUUGGAAUGGCCGUAAUAGGUGAUUCAAGCACGUUGAUUUUGGACGAACCAACUUCUGGUAUGGAUCCAGAAAGUAGGCGCGACACAUGGGACAUUAUAUUGAGAAUGAGAGGACAAAAGACUAUAUUAAUCAGCACACACGAUAUGGAAGAGGCUGAUAUUUUGGGUGAUAGAAUAGCAAUCGUACACAUGGGUCGUUUAAAGAGCUACGGAUCCUCGAUGUUUUUAAAGAAACUACUUGGUCAAGGAAACAUAGAAGUGACAUUAUCCACUGAAUCGUGGUGUGACCCGCAAAGAAUACGCAACGAAUUAGAUUCAAGAGGGCAAAUACUCAAUAUUGACGGCGGAAAAAUCGUUUUGAGCGUUCCAAAUUCGCCUGAGUUGCCAGAUUAUUUAGAUAAAAUAGAAAUGCAAAAGAAGAAUCUUGGAGUUACAGGAAUGAGCGUUUCGCUAAUUACCCUGGAGCAAGUGUUUCUAAAGUACGUGCAACCAUGUUUUUCUAACACUUCUUCAAAAAGUGAUCUGGUAACACGAGAUAACGAAGACGUUACAGAUUCGUGCCAACCUUUUCUGGAUUCUACUUAUAAACUUAAAGGCCGAGCCUUGUUAAUUCAGUCCAUCUUGGCGCUGCUUAAAAAGAAAGUGACGUACACAAGGAGAAACUUAGUAACAAUCAGUCUCAUUAUUCUUUUACCGAUCAUCUGCAUUCUUUUCAUGACAAUGGAUUAUAAUAUAUCUAACGACACCACGACUUUGAUACCAAUAAAACUUGAUAUGUACAGCCAGCCGCAAACUUAUUAUGGAACUAGCAAUAAAACAGUUGGUGAAAAAUAUAAAUUAACUACUGAAGAGUUUUAUGGCAGAGCUACAGAAGUAUCAAAGACUACUAGCGUCACAGAUGCCCUUCUCGAGUUUGGUCGCACGGAUGAGGCUACAUAUAGAAACAACUUGAUAGCUGCAGUCGAGUUUAACAGUACUGAUAACAAAACCUUGUUAGCCAAUGCUUUUUACUCUGGCUACGCGACGUUUAGUAUCCCCAUCUCCGUAAAUCUGCUAUCUAACACACUACUGAAGAGUCACGCGGGUGACGAAUAUUCGAUCAGCUUGGCUGGGCAUCAGCUACCGCACUCGAUACGCUCUACCGCCAUACCUGAAGCGAAUAUCGACGCAUAUGCUACUGUACUGUUGUUCGUUUUCUUUUUCUUUCCUGCGGUCGCACUUUUCGUCAUACAUCCGCUGAGGGAGUCAUUGUCGAACGUCAAGCAGCUGCAGAGGAUGACCGGGGUGUCUUGUUUCACUUACUGGGGAACGAUGUUUGCUUUCGACUUCUUAGUAUUCUUGGUAACAAUACUAUGUAUUGUCGUUGGAUUUAUCUGCAUGGACAAUGCCAUCGGUUUGAGAAUGUAUGAAAACACCGAAAUAGGAAUUACAAUACUAUUGUUACUCUUGUUUGCCUUUAACACUUUGCCGCUAAUUUACAUAUGCAGCUUUCUGAAAAAGUCGAUCAGCACCGUUAUAACAUUACUUAGUCUUUUACCCUUCGGCCUUGUUUCGUUGGAGCUGAUCAUGCACGUCAUCGCAAUAAGUCUGCACACACAUUGGAUCGUACAAAAAUUUCGCAGUAUUCAAAAGGGAAUCUUUCUUCUGAUUCCAUACUUAAGUUUUUUCCAUGGCGAAGUAUCGUUCUUCAGCAUAGCAAGUAAGAACGCGAGGUGUAGAAGACUGCCUAAUGUACUUCACGAAGUUGCAUGCCUCGCGAAUGACACGUGUUGUGGACUUGAUUGCUUCGACGGAAAAUGCAAGAAGAGUUUGAAAUAUUUCAAUAAUUUCAAUGAGGACAUGUCUUUAGAACAGUGUGUCACGUAUUUGUCUGUCACGCCAUUCUUGUACUUUGCAAUAUUAGCUGUUUUGGAGUACAAACUUAUUCCGUUGAUGUUUGCGCGUAUGCGCAGAGGAAAAUACGAAAUCUUGGAAGAUCCUUGUGACGAACAGGUGAAAAAAGAAAAACACUCGGUCGCUUCUGAGAUCGUUAAAGCAAAUAUACGAUGCACGUUGGCGGAUUCUAAACAAGUAAAUAGAGAAGCCAACAAAACCAAAGAGGAAGCAAAUGGCAAUGCAACGUUGGAGGAAAGCAAUACUUUGUCCAAUGACAAUGCCAAUAACUAUCUGUUUUUCGUGUAUGAAUUGAGCAAGCGUUAUGGCAAUCUGACGGCAGUCGAGGAAAUCAGCUUUGGAGUGAAACAGCACGAGUGCUUUGGACUGCUUGGAGUGAACGGGGCAGGCAAGAGCACGACUUUCAAGAUGAUGACGGGUCAGUCGAUACCCAACAAUGGGUGCAUGUACUUAGGUGACAGAAAUUUCAAUGACAAUCGAAGAUAUUAUCUUUCUCAGAUGGGAUAUUGUCCACAAAAUGACGCUAUUAUACGAUGUCUGAAUGCCUCGGAACAUUUGAGAUUAUUCGCUCGGCUCCGAGGUAUUCCAGAAAGUCAAGUUAACAAUGAAGUAAAGAAGUGGAUCGAUAGACUGAAUUUGAACAUUUGCGCUUCGCAACCUAGUGGAACUUAUAGCGGUGGCAACAAAAGACGUUUAAACAUAGCGAUGGCUCUUAUUGGUAAUCCAAGUUUGGUUUUGCUUGAUGAACCUACAACGGGCGUUGAUCCAGCAGCUCGAAGAUCGCUCUGGAAUGUCAUUCAAUCUUGCCAAACUACUGGCCAAGCUAUCAUAUUGACGUCGCACAGUAUGGAAGAGUGCGAGGCGCUUUGCAAUAGACUCGUGAUUAUGGUGAAUGGACAAUUAGUCUGCAUUGGGCCAUGCCAAGAACUAAAACAACGUUUCGGCGCUGGUUAUGAUAUUCAAAUGAAGCUGAAUCCAGAAAAAUCGUCUUCUCAGAUGGAAAGCAUCAAGAGGGACAUUGAGCAGGCGUUAAAUUGUGAACUUGUUGAUGAAAAUUCCGGGUUCCUUAUGUAUCACGUUACGACUUCCGAAACUACUUGGAGGCGAAUGUAUGAUGUGAUGACCGAACUAAAGAAUAAAUAUAAUUGCAUCGACGAUUUCUCUGUGUUAUCGUCCACCCUCGAGCAGCUGUUUUUGCUUUUCGCGAGGGCAGCCAAGCGAACGAAUCGUAAGACAUAUAAGUAGACGAUGAAAACACAGAGACCAGGAAAAUGAUCUAUGAUGAUUCUACAACACGAACCAAAGUCUCGAAAACUAAGGCUAAUUUUACGUGUGAUAUUAAAUGUUAUAACCAGAAUCUACGUAAAUUAGGUAAAAUCAGAAUAGUUUUGUUUUUAAUUUUGAUCAAUUGUCAAAUUAAAAAGCUACGUCGUCGAGCGCUGUCCAAAGGAUGAUUCUGAUAUCAAAAAGUAGCUUAUAAUAACAAGUAAUCGUCGUUUUAGUAACAAAAGGAAGAGGCAUAGUAAAAAGUAUUUGAUUUUUUAAAAUUUAAUACAAUUAACGAUUUGAAACGUCCUAUAACAGUAUUUCUUAAUAAUUGCUUUCAGUGGCACAGAAUACUUACCAUUCACAAGUAUUAAAAAUCAUUUAUAUAAGAUCAUAAAACUUCUACAAAGAUUUAAAUCAAACAAACAAUGAUAUUUAUGAAUGAAAUUUACUGCGCCUCUUCCAUUAUAUGAAUUUCGGAGUAAGAUUUUGAUUAUUGCUAUAUUUAAAAAAUAUACAAUUUCUUAAUUUACGAUGCCUGAUAAGCGUAUUGAUAACUGGAAAAUGAAUCGAAAUACUAAAUAAUUAUUUUUUACUGUUUGUAUAUAGUUUUAAAAAAUUUAAACGAUCGUAAGUCUCCGAAGUUCUUAUACUAAUAUUCUUGCAAUUUGAAUCACAAAAAUACUGCCGCAACUUUUGAAAUAUUGUUUAGAUAAAGAGAUUUGUAGUACACUGUACAAUUGAAGCGUGAGGUGUGCAAGGGACUUUUUAAAAAGCAGUAUUUGUAAGGCAUCUGUCUAUAAAAAGUCUGUUAGUGUUUUAAGGAAUCUCAAUUUGAGCUCAAGGAAAACUUGAGUAGACUAAAUAAGGCUGCAAUAUUGGAAAUUAUUAGUCUCUUGUAAAAAAUAUAUAAAUAUAUAUUUAUAUAUAUAUAUAUAAUGGAAAUAAUAUACAAAUAAGAUAUACAAGGCAUUAGCAUGCCAUACGAACGAAUAAUUUAUGACCAACAAAGAAUACCAAGAUCUGAACUUUGCAAAAGGAAUUAGUUUUCUUUAUUAAUUAAUAUUUCAAGAGAGUUGCCAUAGAUUUUAGUUUUGCAAAGCAAUCUUCGUAAUAUAUAUAUUUAUUUGUUUUGGAGUAAACAAUUGUUGGAAUGAUAUAAAAAUUAUUUUUGAAUUUCUAUUUUAAAUAGGAAAAUCCAAGUUUGUUAAAUCGUUGGUUAAUGUAUUUGAAAUCGGUAUAAAUACAUUAAAUGUAUUAUUUAUUAAGCAUUGUUUUGGCUGCGCGCAAAUUCAAGGAUCUGAUUGCAUUACUCACAUGGCAAAACUUGAUUUUUGUAUAUAUACAUUCUAUAUUAUGUGCUUUGGCCUGGAAAUAAGGAAAAAGAGAAAGUGAAGUAUUAUAUAUACCUUGUAAACGAUAUAUUUAAAUACUUUUCUUAAAUUUUGUGUAUUUUCAUAUUGUCGCUCUUUUAUAAAAGACAUUAGGCAAUACGCAAUUUACAGUAUAUAAAUAGGCAGCGAAUGGUAUACUUGCAAAAAAAUUACUUUAGACACUUGAAGUGUGCAAUAUACUCGUUUUUCGUUAAUUUGACACAAGGCAAAACUCAUUUGUAAUCUGAGCACGUGUUUCAUGAAAAAUAUUUGUAUUGCAAUAAUUUUCAGUUAGUAUUUAGCCCACUUAUGGUUUAAUUAUAACGAUGCACAUUGUCUACGUUAACUGCAGCUAAUAUUCUAAGUUAUACUUGUUUUCUCUUAUAAAUAAUUUGUUAUACUCUAUACAUAUCGUGUAAUAACGAACCUGUAAUUAAAAAAAAGAUGCUUAUUUUAAUAUAAAUGCGUUGAAACUUACUGGAAGUAUUUGUGAGUUCUUACGAGUUUCGUGAUGUCGAGAACAGCUGUAUGGAAUAAGUAUACGAAAGCAGGUAAAAAUAAGAGGACAGUGAAACUAAUGAUAAAAUACAUAUAUUUAUAUCGUAUAAAA